Messenger RNA from Salvia miltiorrhiza (redroot sage), 1776 nucleotides. RefSeq names its product F-box protein At4g19940-like. Gene Ontology annotation, molecular function: protein binding. The coding region runs from base 270 to 1460 and encodes 396 amino acids. The record is from RefSeq and is a predicted model, not a curated record. NCBI's taxonomy places the organism in Eukaryota, Viridiplantae, Streptophyta, Magnoliopsida, Lamiales, Lamiaceae. The transcript has a single exon.
AGUCUAUGGGAAAAGGAAAAGGGCCAAACUAACCGACUUUGCACCCAAAAUUCGUAGAGAGAGAGAUAACGCGUUUUCCCUCCCUUCGCUUCCUCCCUUUCUCUCUCAUCCUCUUUUUCCUUUCCCUUUUCCUUUUUUUCUUUUCUUUGUGGGGGAAUGCACUGACAGUUUGCCCUUUCUCCAUACACACACAAAGGCGGAGUCAACAUUGAAGAAAGUAAUUCCUCCAUCAUUCUCUCUCUAGAAACGAGCUUAGAAGCAAGGAGACGAUGAAGAAGAAGCUACCCAUGCGGAUCCAAUCGCCGCCGCCUUCUCUGCCGUCAUCGCCAUUAUCGUCACCCAACGACGGCGUCGUUUUGGAGGACUUGAUGGGCCCCUCGCUCCCCACCGAUCUGAUCAUCAACAUCCUCUUAAGGCUGCCGGUGAUGUCUCUGGGUAAGUUCAAAUGUGUUUCCAAGGAAUGGCUUCAAUUAAUCACAGACCCACACUUCAUCUCCACUCACAGGGAGCUCUCUCUUACCAACCCGAACAUAGUGUUAGUGAAAAAGGUUCCUUUUUUAGAGGAGCCCCUCAUGAGAAAAUGCACCAGGGUUGAUGUUUGUGCCCUAAGCUUUGAUGGGCUCUGCAAGAAUCUUGACUUCUCUUUGUAUUUAAACGAUGAUGAGAAGAAUAUUGAGAUGUUGCCUUCCAAGUGGGAUCUCAUUUGCUUUGUGAGUGAGAGUGGGUUUUAUGCUUGUAACCCUAGUACACAGGUGAUGAUGAAAUUGCCCGAGGCCAGUUGUUGCACCUCGGGCGAGGUGAAUGCCGGGAUGGGGUAUGUUAAAGAGAGGGAUGAGUAUGUGUUGGUGCAUUUGUUUGAUAGAAGCUUGGACAUACAUGUGGAUUAUGACAUUGGGUGUGAAGUGUUGAGAUUGAGAGACGGGGCGGAGUGCUCAUGGAAGGUGGUGGAUGCGAAUUGUCCGUUUGUUGUUCGUGGUUGGGGAGUGUUGGUGGAGAAUGUGUUCUAUUGGAUGAUUUGGGAUGAGUACAAUCAGCCGGGGGAUGAGGCCAUCGUGUCGUUUGAUUUGGGAAAAGAGGAGUUUGGAACUGUGUCUCCUCCUGAGGGCUGUUUUGACCCCAAUGGCGCCUGGUCUCUGGUGGAGCUAGGAGGGAGAUUAUGUUUGGUAGACAAUGUGACACGGCCUAUGACUAUGGAUAUAUGGGUCUUGAAGGAUAUUGAGAAUCACAAGUGGGUUCGGGAGUAUAGUAUUCAGAUGAAUGGGUAUACUAAUGACAUGCUCAGCUUCAUUGUUCCAUUGGAUUUCCAAGACGGGAAGAUUGUGAUGGAUGCCAAGCAAGAGAGUCUUGACUACUACGAUGUCAAGAAGAAGCACAUCAAAAGGAUGGACCAUCUGAUUGCAGGAGACUGGAACUGGCUUCGUCUUUACUCUGAGAGCUUCUUUUCCUUGAGAAUCAAAUAGAUAUUUGAUGCUUGAUGCCAAAUAUUAGUGGCACAUGCACUUCAUUUGUUGUCUAUAAUCAUGAUUGUUUUCUUGUUUCCUGAUAUUGUCUGCUUCCAAAUUCAAUCCAAAUCAUUAGGGUUUUUUGUUUGUUGAGUUUUCAAAGGGCAACCAGACUAUAAUAGUCUUCAAAUGCUUAUUUCUCAUAUCUUUGUUUGGACAAUUGUUCUUCUGGUCUUUGAUAGCCAAGUUGUUCUGCUUUGAGGGUGAUUAGUUGUUGUAUGAUUUUGGAAAGACAUUGUAUUUGAAUGGAAUUGUUAUAAUUCUUCUUUCUUCA